AAUUCCAUCCACGUUGUCCAUUGCGGUCUUAAAUAAAAAGCGUGAACGGUAGAUUACUCCGUUCUUAUUGAUAUCAAAGUUCAUCGACUCAAUAUAAAAGAUACGAAGACAUGUGAUUAAUCGAGAAAAUUAUCAAUCGCAUCAUGCUUCACGUCCUGACCAACGGUCGUAUUUUCGGCUUAUUAUUUGUCUCAAGACCGUCGUCUGUUGGUUUGGUUUCAUUAUUGCGUCAGAUUUCUGUACAGCAGCCUCUCUCCAAUGAGAUUAAAAGACGCCUGAAAGCGGAACAGAAAGUGAAGGAAAAAGCGGUAAAGGAAGCAGAAAGGGCUACGGUAAACGCAAACUCUGAGAAAAAGGCAACAACCACCGUCAACGAGGAGGAGAUCAGUCCGCAUGAAUAUUUCAAGAUUCGCACGCAGGCUGUGAGUCAACUGAAGUCAUUGGGUGAUCAUCCUUACCCUCACAAAUUUCAUGUUUCUACGUCAUUAGAAGCUUUCAUCGAGCAGUUUAGUCACAUCCAAGAUGGAGAGAUUCUUGAAAACGAGAUACACAGCAUCGCAGGUCGUGUACAUGCGAUUCGUGAGUCAGGGGCCAAGCUAAUUUUCUAUGAUUUGAGAGGCGAGGGUAUGAAAAUCCAAGUAAUGGUCAAUGCCAGGCAUUACCAAGGAGAGGAGAAAUUUUUCACGGAUACUGCCAAAAUUAGGAGGGGUGACAUUAUCGGCAUUGUCGGCAAUCCAGGAAAAACUAAGAAAGGAGAAUUCUCCAUUAUGCCUAAGAGUAUAACGCUCCUUAGUCCGUGCCUCCAUAUGCUACCCCAUUUGCACUUUGGCCUUAGAGACAAGGAAACUAGAUUCCGCCAGCGUUAUCUGGACCUCAUUCUGAAUGAAAAAGUUAGACAGACGUUCCACGUUCGUGCCAAAAUAAUCUCUUACGUACGUCGGUUUCUCGAUAAUAUGGGAUUCUUGGAGGUCGAAACUCCCAUGAUGAAUAUGAUAGCCGGUGGUGCUACUGCCAAACCUUUCGUCACUCACCACAACGAUCUGAAUAUGAAUUUAUUCAUGCGAGUUGCUCCUGAACUUUACCACAAAAUGCUCGUCGUUGGAGGCAUAGAUAGAGUAUACGAAAUUGGCAGACAAUUCAGGAAUGAAGGAAUAGACAUGACUCACAAUCCAGAGUUCACGACCUGUGAAUUUUACAUGGCGUACGCAGAUUACAACGAUUUGAUGAAUAUCACCGAGGAUAUGCUUUCUGGGAUGGUGAAGAGCAUUCAUGGGACCUACGAAGUCACCUUCCACCCUGACGGUCCCGAGGGAACGGCGGUCAAAGUUGAUUUUACUCCACCAUUCAAACGAGUUCCCAUGAUGAAGACUCUGGAGGAUGUGCUCCAGGUGAAAUUUCCUGAUCCUGAAAGGCUCAAUACUCCAGAAGCAACGCAAUUUCUGAGCGAUCUGUGUACGGAGCGCGGCGUCGAAUGUCCUCCACCACGUACUGCGGCCCGACUCUUGGAUAAACUCGUUGGUGAGUUCAUAGAAGAAACCUGUGUUAAUCCGACGUUUAUCACGGACCAUCCUCAAAUUAUGUCACCGCUAGCAAAGUGGCAUAGGUCUGCCAAAGGACUCACCGAAAGAUUCGAACUCUUUGUGAUGCACAAAGAAGUCUGCAACGCGUACACGGAGCUCAACGAUCCGCUUGUUCAACGAGAGAGGUUUGAACAGCAAGCGAGUGACAAGGCGGCGGGUGAUGAUGAGGCGCAGUUGGUUGAUGAGAAUUUUUGCACGGCUCUGGAAUACGGCUUGCCCCCAACCGCUGGAUGGGGUCUCGGGGUAGAUAGACUUACGAUGUUUCUUACGGACUCUAACAACAUCAAGGAGGUUUUGUUUUUCCCGGCGAUGAAACCUGAUGACCCCAACAAAAAUAAGGACCUGAACGACGGUGAAAAGCUAUCAGAGUCCGGUGGUGUUGCGGACAGUAAUAGGGUUAAAGAUUUCGUCCUGAUCCAGAUACCGCUGAAUGAAAGACAAGAAAAAGAAGGUUCAAUAACCGGAUAUGAGAAAUCGAUGGAUAUUCGGCGUCAUAAGGAUUCCUUCAGCCUUGAAACUUUCGCUUAGUAUUAUCAGAUUGUGAGUACCACGUGAGAACUGGGAAUUACAAUCCUGCCAUUUUUUAAUUCGAUGUGACAAAACAUGAACGAAGUAAUAUAAUGGUAGCAGUUUAUUCAUGAUCUUCCCAUA
Athalia rosae (coleseed sawfly) is the source of this 2231-nucleotide messenger RNA. RefSeq names its product lysine--tRNA ligase (gene LysRS). Gene Ontology annotation, cellular component: cytoplasm; cytosol; mitochondrion. Bases 144 to 2108 code for a protein of 654 amino acids. Gene Ontology annotation, molecular function: ATP binding; lysine-tRNA ligase activity; tRNA binding. The transcript is spliced from 9 exons. The record is from RefSeq and is a predicted model, not a curated record. NCBI's taxonomy places the organism in Eukaryota, Metazoa, Arthropoda, Insecta, Hymenoptera, Athaliidae. Gene Ontology annotation, biological process: lysyl-tRNA aminoacylation.